Adelges cooleyi (spruce gall adelgid) is the source of this 2177-nucleotide messenger RNA. RefSeq lists its product as uncharacterized. Bases 256 to 2115 code for a protein of 619 amino acids. NCBI's taxonomy places the organism in Eukaryota, Metazoa, Arthropoda, Insecta, Hemiptera, Adelgidae. The record is from RefSeq and is a predicted model, not a curated record. The transcript is spliced from 22 exons.
UGAGCAGUGUGAACCAAUAGCAUCAAAACGCAAAUUUUGUCUAAGUUGUGUGUGUACAACUGAUGUAGAGUAAUGUAAAUAUAUGGAUGUCGUUUUUCUGUGUAUAAGUAAUAAAUACAGUGUUUUCGUGAUCAUUCAAAGUUACAUCACAAUACUAAAUAAGUGAAAAUAAUUAAGACAACAUAAUAGUAAUAAUAAUAUAGUUUUGUUUAGUUACCUACCACGUGGUACAGUAUAUAAACAACACAAACGAAGAUGCCGUUAAGCACAAUAUUAUGCAAAAAACACGUGAAACGUACUGUUAUAAUUUGUUUGCUGUUCAUGAAGUUGAUGGACUAUCGAGUGUCUGCAUCGGAUGAACUAGGUGAUGCCAGUGAAAGAACUAUAGCCAAAAAAACAUAUGAUUGUUUUCUUGAACAGUCUCCAGUGGAAUCAUCGCAUGAUAACAAAAUACACAACUAUCUGACGGUGUUGUUGGAUUUGUGGGAAAUCAUUUUUAGCGGAAAAUCAGACUAUACAAGUAAAAUGCGAAUGUUGCUCAAGUUAAAAGAUGAAAUACCAGACGUCUGUAUGGUGGCUCCAGGUCGGUAUCAAGAUAUUUUGGUAUUCGCAUCGAUCAAUUUAACAUUCAUGAUAUAUUCGUUUAAAAUUAUUUCCGGUAAUAAUAAAAGUGUCCAGGGAAAAAUUGAAAGGUGGCAAAAUGAUCAGUCGAACGUUUUCAAAGAACUCAAGACGAAAUUAAAAGAGUCGGCUCGAUAUUUCGAUCCGAAUUUGUGUUCGAGCGAGUUUAAAAAUGGUGAACUUUGCGUCAACAACAAUUCAUUAGACCAAUUGUACAAAAACAUUGUAGAAAGCUUUAAAAAACUAUCAGAAGGUUAUGAGAUAGAUGCCAAGAAAAUCCGCAAAGAAUUGCGACAAGUUAAGAAGCAGUCAUCACCUACCAAAAGUCUCACGCGGUCCAUAAGCAAAUCACUUUCCAUAGAAUUAGAUGAUAAAUUUUUCGUCAACACGGUAAAUCAGCUGUUGGAAAGAGGUAAAGUUCCAAAAACUAUCGACGAAGUGCAGAUAUUCUUGGACGGAAUUGAAAGUCCAUUUGUUGUUUCACACGACAGACCGAAGAGGUACAAUUUAUGGUGGUCGAUUUUCGACGAGACCAGCACAGACGUGGAACUUUUUACCUACGACAACACAAUAAACAAAUUACGCGUUGUAUUACCUUUGCUGUCGAUGGAAACGUUUCCCAACAUGAACUUUCGCAGUGAACAUAUGGAAAUUUACGAAAACGCUUGGAAAAAAACCAACGAGUUAUUCCGACAAAACAUGAGUUCAAAGUUACACGAUGGCCCAAAAGAAAACCUUUUGAAAUUUCUUAACAAGGAUGGCGGUAUUAGUCUCUACGCUACGCAGUGUUUAGUUAAAUAUGACCACUUGGGCGAAACGAACAUUAUAAAAGACGUUUUAUUCGAUGUCGUCUGCACCGUUGGCGAUUUGCAUUUGAAAAAUUUGAACACAAUUCUGGAAACAACUUUGGUGAUUUUGGCACGAAUUAAAAAUCAGGUAAAACCUACGGUCGCUGUGCUUUUGUUGAAAAGUCUCAAACGGUGCGUACACAACGUACAAUUUGUCAUGAACCAAUGUCAAAAUCCGCGUUUAAACGAAAUGAGAAAAACGUUCAUAGAUAAUAUCAUCAACAUUGUCGUUAACGUUGUGAAAUCAUACAAAUUGGAAUCGUGUUACUCAAAAACGAAAAUAGAUUUUGACAAAUACAUCAAGGACAUCCAAUCAGCAUUCUUGUCGUCAGCAGGAAAUUCCAAGAAAAAUACUAAAGAAUCAAACAACCAAUCGUUUUCAAUGAAAUUGCCUAAACCGUGGAGUUAUGUUGAUGGAUUUGACAUUGUCGAUAAUUAUAAAAAGAAAGAAAGCGACACGAUUGUAAACGUUAUAGUUUACAUUAGGAAUUACAUUCUUACUACGUACUUGUUUAGGACAACAGCCGGCCUAAUGACAAUUAACUGCAAUAUUUGUCCGACUAAAACCAACGCGGAGAACAGUAAGGCAUGUUUUCAUAACAACAAUAUGAACACUUUUCAAAACAGGAUUGCGCAAACGGCAUGAUAUAAAUGAAUAUUUUGUACAUUUAUUUUAUUGUUUCAAUUAAAUCAUCAAUCUUAUAUUAA